Messenger RNA from Eremomyces bilateralis CBS 781.70, 805 nucleotides. RefSeq lists its product as uncharacterized. The record is from RefSeq and is a predicted model, not a curated record. The transcript has 2 exons. The coding region runs from base 62 to 805 and encodes 247 amino acids. NCBI's taxonomy places the organism in Eukaryota, Fungi, Ascomycota, Dothideomycetes, Eremomycetales, Eremomycetaceae.
AGCUUUCUUCUUUCCUCAGAACCCAAGCAGGCUCAACACUUCGAUGAACUCUUCGUGCUAAAUGGGAAACUGUUCGUCGAAUGUUGAGCGCAGAUCCCACAAGACCAUGCGUAAGAGCCCCUCCGAUCUCAAUAAGGCCCCGACACCACCUAUCCCGGAGAUAGUUGUGUCUGGUCCUCACUGUGACGAGCCGCAUCCUGUUGGUUAUUCUGCUGCUGCUCCUCCUAAUGUUAACCGCACCCAUCUAGUUCCCCCAACCCCUUAUUGGAAGGUAAAACAGGACCUGAAGCCCAAGCAGCUUCAGCAGCGUCAGCAGCUUCAGCAACCGUACACGACCAUGAAGGCCGAAUACUACGAGCGUCGACGCCCUGUGAGCCCUUGGUACUACUCCCGGUCGUCCAGGGCAACUGGCGCCACCCCGACCCGCAAUCCCGCUACCAGAUCCAAGCCGCGAACCGAGACCCGUUAUCGAACCGUUCGGCGAGCUCCACCCCGCCUACCGCUUCGGACUCCCGCGCGUCACGAUUACGCUGCCGACUACCGAUAUAUUCGCAGCACUCCCGGCGGCGUUACAUCUGCAUUCUCCUCCGACUCUUCCUCGUCUGUUUCUGAUACGGGCUCGGUCUACGAGAUCAACGACCCUCGGGCGAAGAGACUUUGGAGGCAGUCGAUUGCCCGGCAUCGUGCGGCGGAAAGAGCGCGGCACAUCGCGAAUCAGAACUUCGUGCAGAAGAACCCACGGACGAAGCCGAAGAAGCAGUCGAUUCGUCACCGAAUUUCCAACGUUGAUACAGCUGUUCGCUAA